Rhincodon typus (whale shark) is the source of this 3463-nucleotide messenger RNA. RefSeq names its product proline and serine rich 3 (gene proser3). The record is from RefSeq and is a predicted model, not a curated record. Bases 314 to 2617 code for a protein of 767 amino acids. NCBI's taxonomy places the organism in Eukaryota, Metazoa, Chordata, Chondrichthyes, Orectolobiformes, Rhincodontidae. The transcript is spliced from 12 exons.
AUUUGCUGUGGGGUGGUGCUGAUCAUAUUCAUCGCUUCCCCCCGGCCCUCGUGGUGAUGAUGCUGAUAGUUUAUUCCCUCUCUUUGAGGAUAAUUAUAUUUUUAUAGUUUUACAUUAAUUGUGUUGUCAUUUAACCCUACUACGUCAGACUGACCUGAAGCUCCGGCUCCGACCGUCCUACGCCUUUGUUGUUUUACGUCAUUCCCCAAUCCCCCAUCCUGUCACGCGGUACCGUUCCCGUUUCCUAUUGGCUGUAGCUCUCCCAGUCUCGGCUCUAGCCCCGCCCCCACGUGGCGUCGUGACGUCCAAAGAGAUGUGCUCCGCCUCCUCCGUGACCGUUAAAGGCGGCGGGAAAAUGGAGGACUACAAGUGGAGCUCUGUGUUUAGUCCAGGAAACCCUUUCGGACAAUCUCAGCUCUCCCGCAGUCACUACCACCCAUCCUCUCCCCAAAGGAUACCUCAGCAGCCGGGCAAAAAGGUAGUGAAACCAGGCCAGUGCCAGCUACCUAGAGCAUCGCUUACAUCAGAACCUCCUCUGGCCUCACAGGAUGCCCCGAGACAAACUGACCAGCCAGCGGGCCAAGGUGAAGGGACAGAUGCUGGGAUAGCUAGCCCCUUGGUAGAGUCCUGGCCAUCCACCGAGAGCAGCUCUCUCCUGAUGCCUGAGGGAGAGCCAGGAAGCGAGGCAAGGGUACGGUCCACGGCAGAAUCGCUUGUGUCGCGGGAGAUGUUCCGUAUGGACCAAGGUUGUUUGGGAAGUCCACAGACUGACCCCGCGGAGAGUUCGAUUAUCGCAAAGUACAUCCAGCGAUUCCGACAUGGCAAACCACUGAGCAGAGAGGAACGGGAGUGUGCUACCACUGGAAUCGACACAGAGAGCAGUGAGUUCUGGUGGCUUAGGAGCUCACCCCCGAGCAGCUCAACACCGACACAGGAGACACACCAGCACCACCCAGAUAUUCGUUCAUUGGCCAUUGAGGAAAGAGAAUCUGCCUCUCGUUCUGCUCAGCAAUGUGGACACUUGCCUGCGGAAAUAUCUCAGCCCAGCUUCCCAGGACUGUCCUCAGGAGGUGAACGUUUAGAUGUUUCCCGGCUGGAGCCCUUUGACCUGGAGACCGUUCAUCUCCAGGAAAGAGCAAAUCGCCUGCUGCAGCGCAGUGAAUCUUCUUGCAGUGGCCUCAUUCCUGUCAGCUCUGACGGGGUCGGAUCUCCGAAUGUUUCUGAUCCCGUUCAGGAAGUAUCAGCCUGUCCUGUCUCCAUCCCGCUGAGUGAGCCUGCUGUUGGAGAUAGAGACGUGAAACAAACAUACAACCUAUCUGAUGGCCUCUACCCCAGCUACAAGCCCUCGUUUACCACCCGCCCUGAGGACGACAUCCUGUACCAGUGGCGUCUGCAAAGGAAGAUGGAGGCAGCAAGAGAGAGCUCUUGGGCCUUCCUACCACAGAGGAAGUCGCAGUCCCCUCCAAUCUGCCUCGGCAGGCAGAUUGCCAGGUCUCAUGGGGACACGCAAAAGAACAAGUCAGUGGUUACAGGGUCGUACCCUGAGAGCUGUUGGAGAGGGAGAGAGGCACCUACCAGGAACACCCCACGUGGUCCAAAACACAAUUCUGGAACCGCCACCGUUUGCUCCUUGCCGGUCCCGAGUGAGACACAGCGCCUUUCGGAGGACCACUUGGCCAUUUGUGGCUGGAUGUGUCUACAGGCAGAUGCACAAAGUCAACACUGCGUUCCUCAGGCCGCGGAGAGAGAGCAGGCUCAGCAAGGGAGAGGCAACAGUGGGCUGGUACCCGGCCUCAGCUCAACAAGGGAAAAGCAGAGGUCAGUGGACAGUCUCUGCAGACGGUGCAGCACUGGCAGAGGGAAAGGCAACAGUGGCCCCAAGCCCAGCGUGAGCUCAGCGAUGGAAGGGCAGAGGUCAGCGGAUAGUCACCCAAGACAGCGCAGUACGAGUGGAGAAAGGAUUUCAGAGGGAGUGUCUGCUGACAAACAGCAGAGACUGGUGCCUGCGCCUGAUGCCUGUCGAAGCGACUGCCUGCAGAGGGGUAGGGAGGCCCAUCAUGGAGGGCGAAGAGAACCGAGAUGGAGCCAGGGAUUGGAGGCCAGCUGCACCCCGCCUCCUGUAUCGCUGCAGGCUCCUGUGUUCCCACAGCCUCGAAAUCUUCACAAAGUGAGGUCACAGCAGCAGGACUCUCGCCCGUUCACUGGGAGCAGCAGCUCAGACACAGAACAGGAAUCUUCCGGAGGUGAACGCUGUGGUGCUUCACCCGAGGACUCACUGACAAUGGUAUGGCAUCGAGGGAAACCUAUACCAAGACAACACCACCAGCGUGCCAGCAUUCACCAGGUGUUGGGACAGGUUGUCUCUGAGAGAAUGUUCUCCCCUCAUAAUUCAAACCAUCAACUCAGGAGCAAGUCAAAGAUAGUUGGCAGAGCCAGGGGUCAUCACCUACCACCUUCACCCAUGCCUGAAGCUCACCAGACACAGGAGACGGUCGCCAAACUACUCGAAGAAGCUGAAGAAUCCGAUGGUAUGGAGUUUGAAGAAGACCUAUUGCUUCGUGUGCUGCGACAGCAGAGGGAUUGGGUUAGGCAGCAGCUCAGAAGUGAUUUAAACUGAUGGCAGUGGAUAUGGGGUCUGUGACUUCCCCCACAGAGGGUGACAGAGCGGGUGUCGUGAUUCCUCCACACGGUGAUGGGACGGGGGUCUGUGUCUGUGACUCCCCCCCCCCACAGUGACGGGGCGGGGGGCGGUCUGUGUCUGUGAUUCUUUCACACGGUGACAGGGCGGGGGGUCUGUGUCUGUGAUUCCUCCUCAUGGUGACGGGGCGGGGGUCUGUAUCUUAGAUUCCUCCACACGGUGACGGGGCGGGGGUCUGUAUCUGUGAUUCCUCCACACGGUGACAGGGCGGGGGUCUGUGUCUGUGAUUCCUCCACACGGUGAUGGGGCAGGGGUCUGUGUCUGUGAUUUUCUACCCCCCCCACGGUGACAGGGCGGGAGUCUGUGUCUGUGAUCCCCCAACACGGUGACAGGGUGGGGAUCUGUGUCUGUAACUACUCCCCCCCCAACACGGUGACGGGGCGGGGGUCUGUGUUUGUGACUCCCCCACUUGAUGAUGGUAACAUGUUGCUUAAUUACAAGUUGUUAUUUGAUGUGGAAUCCAACCUGAUGCCAGACUGUGAAUACAUUGAAAGCAUGUACUGCAGCCUGCGCCACUCCAUCUGGCGUGUUUCAACAGUCCCGUGAGUUGUCUGAUAUCUGUUCCCGACCUACCUCUACCCUGUCUGCAGCUCCCUGCCUGGCCUGUUUGCCACUCACCCUUGUUCAAUUGUGUCUGACCAUGUGAGAGCCAGUUGUCUUGUUCCUGAUUUUCUGCUGCACCUUUAUGACUGGUACCCUACUGCGAUUUAAUCAUCACUUGCAAUCAAUGGAUUUUUCUGGUGUAAUAAAGUUUGUACAAACGUG